UUGGAUAGGGAUUCGAAGUAAGGCACGUGGAUAUAGUGGGCUCUUGUCUUAUCAUCAAUUAAAAACCAGAUAACCGGAUGGAUAUAUAAGGCGCUGGAUGCCGUCCGAUGGCCAUUUAAUUAACUCCAGCCUCGGCAAUUUCGCCGAAUAUUUUUUUUACCAGUUCCAAUUUAAUUUAAGUUCGUAGUCGUAGUCGUAAGGAUACACACAGAAAAUGUUGUGCUGCAAGAAGUAUGCCGUCUGCUGGAUUAUCCUGGCGGUGACCGCCGUGGGCUUGACCUUGGGCCUGGUCUUCGGACUCAAGGACAAGACGGAGGAGCCGCGUCGCAUGGGCGCCGUGGCCUCGAACGGCGAGGGAUGUGCCGAGGUGGGUGGCACCAUGCUGGACAUCGGCGGCUCCGCGGCGGAUGCGGCAAUAGCCACCAUGCUGUGCGAGGGCGUCAUGCUGCCGCACAGCCUGGGCGUGGGCGGUGGCUUUGUGGCCACCAUCUACUCGAAGGAGAUGGGCCACAAGGAGACCCUGAUUGCCCGAGAAACUGCACCGGCGGCGGCCACACAGGACAUGUUCGUCGGCAGGGAGAUCACGGGCGCCUUGGCCUGUGCCAUUCCCAGCGAGAUCUAUGGUUACUCCAAGCUGCAUGCCAAAUACGGACGGCUGCCCUGGAAGACCCUCUUCCAGCCCACCAUUGAUCUCUGCCGGCAUGGAAUCGUGGUGUCCAAAUAUCUGGCCAGGGUCCUGCUGCGCGAUGAGGAGUACAUCCGCGGUGAACCCUCCAUGGCCGAGAUUUUCAUCAAUCCGAAAACGGACGAGCUCUACAAGGCGGGCGAGAUCAUGUACCGUCACGCUCUGGCCGAAACCCUGGAGAUUAUCGCCAACGAGGGCGCCGAUGUCAUCUACGGCGGCGGCAGGGUGGGUAGGAAACUGGUCGAGGACAUCCAGGCAAUGGGCGGCAUCAUUACCGAGGAGGAUCUGCAGAAAUACGAUGUUCGCUGGGAAAUUCCCCUGCAUGCCCGCUUUGGUCCCUACGAGCUGGUCACCUCGCCACUGCCCACCAGUGGGGCCGUGUUGACCUUCAUCCUGAACGUGAUGGAGCCGCUGUACACGACCAACACGGACAAGUACUGGCAGCGAUUGAUCGAGACCUUUAAGCACGCCUACGGGCAUCGCACCAAUUUGGGCGACUACCACUUCGAGCCGGAAGUGCAGGAGAUCUACGAGAACCUCAUCGAUCCGGCCUUUGCCGCGGACAUCCGUAAGCUGAUCCUGGACAACAGGACCUUCGACAAUAUGUCAUACUAUGGCGCCAACUUUGCCAACGAAGAGGAUCAUGGUACGGCGCACAUUUCCGUUCUGGCGCCCAACGGCGAUGCCAUUUCGGUGACCAGUACCAUUAAUAACCAUUUCGGAGCCAAGGUGAGAUCCCGCCAAACGGGCUUCAUCCUGAAUGACCAGAUGGACGACUUUAGUACACCCGGAACGGUUAACUCCUACGGAAUACCUGCCAGUCCGGCGAACUUCAUCAAGCCGGGCAAACGUCCGAUGUCCUCAACGUGUCCCAGCAUCUUUCUGGAUAACAAUGGGGAUGUGAAGAUGAUUGUGGGCAGUGCCGGUGGCUCGAGGAUUACCACCUCGGUGGCCCAGACCAUCCUGCGAUACUUUGUGCUCAACGAGCCGAUCGAGAAGGCGGUGAAUUCGGGCAGACUCCAUCACCAGCUGGCGCCCAAUCACAUCGACGUGGAGACUGCCGUGCCAAGGCAUACGGUGGCCUACUUGCGAGGCAUUGGUCACGACAUCAAAUACCUCGAUGAGGACAAGGCCUACACCGCCCAGACGGCCAUCGGAGUGCGGAGCGGCGAUCCACAUCCCGUUUGCGAUCGAAGAAGAGUGGGCAGCGCCGUGGUCGUGGAGCCAGAUCGAUUAGAUUAG
This is a messenger RNA of Drosophila suzukii, 1927 nucleotides long. Its product is annotated as scoloptoxin SSD14. Gene Ontology annotation, biological process: glutathione catabolic process. Gene Ontology annotation, molecular function: glutathione gamma-glutamate hydrolase. Gene Ontology annotation, cellular component: plasma membrane. NCBI's taxonomy places the organism in Eukaryota, Metazoa, Arthropoda, Insecta, Diptera, Drosophilidae. The record is from RefSeq and is a predicted model, not a curated record.